Molecule: messenger RNA, 1140 nt
Organism: Entrophospora sp. SA101
Lineage: Eukaryota; Fungi; Glomeromycota; Glomeromycetes; Entrophosporales; Entrophosporaceae
Source: the annotation of a GenBank genome assembly
AUGCCUAGAUAUCUAAGAGCCGAUGCAACUCCCCUUUCACCUGAAGCAAUUUGCGAGAUUAUGAAUGCUAAAUAUACAAAAAAUGUAUUAUCAGUUUUAGUCAAAAAGUAUAAAAUAUCAAAUACACGUAUUUAUAAAAUUUGGAGAGGACAAGAAUACUAUGCUGGUCUUACAUUUAAGGUUGAUCAAAAUCAAAAUAUUGAUUGGGAUAAAGAAAUCGAAAAAUGGCUCCAUAUUGUAGAAUUGGUCAAGAAUUCGUCUGCACCAACAAUAUUACCUGAGAAUCCUAACCGAACUGAUGAAAAUACUUUGCAUCUAGAAUCUAGUGUUGCGCCUAUUAAUCUUCCAGUACCUGUAGUUGUAGGAGAUACAAAAAAGAGGAACACAAAUCCUUUAGAAUUAGGAAAGGCAUAUUUAAUUGAUAAAUUAACUGAAACUCAAAAAUGGUUACUUGAUGAUUUAAUUAAUUUUGGUUUAGCUUAUAGAAGAAAGAAAACCUCUUCAAGAUAUUAUCCAACAAGAUUGGCUACAACUUUAACAUCGGGAAAUUCAGCUAUUGGAUCCACUAGUUUAGUUGGUGGAUCGUCGUCAUCAUCAUCGUCAUAUGUUACUACUGGUGGAAAUGAAAGCGGAGUUAAUGAUCAAGGAUUCAUCAUUAUUGAAACCAAUUAUAAAUUAUAUGCUUAUACUGAAUCAUUAUUACAGAUUUCAGUUAUAAAAUUAUUUUGUGAAUUGCAAAGUAGAUUUGCAAAUAUGGUAUAUGCUAAUAUAACAAGAGAUAGUAUUAGAUCAGCUUUAAGGCACGGAAUCACUGCUAAUCAAAUAAUAUCGUAUCUAACAAGUCACGCACAUCCACAAAUGAAAAAACAAAUGCCGUUACUACCACCUACAGUUGUAGAUCAAGUUAGAUUAUGGGAGAUAGAACGUAAUAGAUUGUCUAUUGAUGACGGAUAUUUGUAUAAUGAUUUUAGAACUCAAGCAGACUUUGAUAUGCUUUUAAAAUACUGCAGGAAGCUAAAUAUAGUGCUAUGGCAUAGUGAACAAAAGCGUAUGUUUUGUGUAACAGAGAAAGGUCAUGAAUAUGCAAAAAAAUUUAUAAAUAAAAGAAUUGCUCAAAGAAAAGCCGAUGUUGGAAUUUAA